AGUGCGAUUUGCUGGAUGAUAAAUGACUUGCGUCACUCUUUAUCAAGGCAUAAAAUACCUUUUGUAAUUAUUACUACUUUUGUUCGAGUUAAAUUGUUAUUUUGUAAUAACAAAAGACGCUAUUCAUUGUUUUAGUAGUAGAAAUAAUUUAAGUGAUAAAGUUUUGUUACAAGAGUUUAUUUUUUUUUUAAUAUUUUAUAAUGGGAAGAAUGGUUUAUAUCAGUAUAGGAGUAUUUAGUAUAGUGAUUCUAGUUUUAAUAAUCGGAUUAUCAGUAGGAUUAAGAGCAACUCCAUUCAAAGGAAGCGAUGUCCUGAAUUUUGCACCGUUAGUAGACGGACAUAAUGAUUUACCCUGGAAUCUUUACGACAAGUUAGCUAAUAAUUUGAGCGCUUUAAAUUUUGAUACCGAUCUUUCAAAUGAUCCUUUUAUGGGUGUAAAAUCUUGUAAUACUUGUCACACUGACCUUCCUCGCUUAACUGCUGGUAAACUUGGCGGUCAAUUUUGGGUCGCUUUCACCCCUUGCAAAUCACAGUACAAAGACGCAAUUCAAUUGGCAUUACGUCAAAUCGAUAUGAUAAAGCGACUGGUCAAUAAAUAUCCGUCUAAAUUAGAAUUUGUGACAAAUUCAUAUGAUAUUGAAAGAGCCUGGAAGAAUAAUAAAAUAGCGUCGAUGAUUGGAAUUGAAAGUGGGCAUGCUAUAGAUUCAAGUCUUGCUGUGCUUCGACUUUACCAUGAACUUGGAGUUCGUUAUAUCACGUUAACACACAAUUGCAAUACUCCUUGGGCUGACGCAUCAAUUGUCAAUGAUUCUUCGGUUUUUAAUUUAACAUUGUUUGGAAAAGAAGUUGUUAAAGAAAUGAAUAGACUAGGAAUAAUGGUCGAUUUAUCCCACGUUUCGCACAAUGUAAUGCGACAUGUUUUAAGUAUAACACGCGCCCCUAUUAUUUUUUCACACUCAUCAGCGUUCAAAAUUUGUAAUCAUUAUCGGAACGUACCGGAUGAUGUUCUUCAUUCAGUAAAAAAAAAUAACGGAGUUGUAAUGGUGAAUUUUUACAAUUGGUUUGUCAAUUGCAAUCGAUCUAGAGAGACAACAAUUGAAGAUGUCGUGGCGCAUAUUAAUUACAUAAGAACUUUAAUUGGACCCGAUCACGUCGGUAUCGGUAGCGAUUAUGAUGGAAUCGAUGAGACUCCAAAAGAUUUAGAAGAUGUGUCCAAGUAUCCAAAAUUAUUUGACCGACUCUACGAGUCUAAAGAAGGCGAGCCGACUUGGACGCGCGCUGAUUUAGAAAAGCUUGCAGGAAGAAAUUUAAUCCGCGUUUUUGAAGAUGUAGAAAAAGUUCGUGAGUCUUUAAAGUCUGAACUAGCGAGUGAUAUGACUAUUGACGGACAUGAUCUGGAAAUAGCCAUGAAAAAUGAAGGACUCACUCCUGGAGCCUGUCAAACUGCCAAUGAAUGGAAAGGAAUUCAUUAAUUUUUUACAAUGUAUCUAGCAUAAUUAUCAUGGAAA
This is a messenger RNA of Cotesia glomerata, 1508 nucleotides long. RefSeq names its product dipeptidase 1-like. Lineage: Eukaryota; Metazoa; Arthropoda; Insecta; Hymenoptera; Braconidae. Gene Ontology annotation, molecular function: metallodipeptidase activity. The record is from RefSeq and is a predicted model, not a curated record. Gene Ontology annotation, biological process: proteolysis. The coding region runs from base 201 to 1472 and encodes 423 amino acids. The transcript has 10 exons.